GCAAAUUACAAAGAUAGAAAGAAAGAGAAAAGACUGAAGAGAAUAGAGAACAAAAUAAACAGGCAAGUUACUUUUGCUAAGAGAAGAAAUGGACUUCUCAAGAAAGCCUAUGAACUUUCUGUUCUGUGCGAUGCUGAGGUUGCUCUCAUCAUAUUUUCUAAUCGUGGUAAACUCUAUGAGUUCUGCAGCACUUCAAGCAUGAUGAAAACAAUUGAAAAGUAUCAACGUUGCAGCUAUGCUACUUUGGAAGCCAGCCAAUCAGCUACUGAUACUCAGAACAACUACCAUGAGUAUUUGAGGCUAAAAGCUAGAGUUGAGCUCCUACAACGAUCUCAGAGAAACCUUCUUGGGGAAGAUUUGGGGACAUUAAGUACCAAGGACCUCGAGCAGCUUGAGAAUCAAUUAGAAGCGUCCUUAAAGCAAAUCAGGUCAAGGAAGACACACUUCAUGCUGGAUCAGCUUGCAGACCUUCAACAAAGGGAGCAAAUGCUGGCAGAAUCUAAUAAACAUCUCCGGAGAAAGCUGGAAGAAAGUGCAGCUGGAAUUCCUCUUCGAUUGUGUUGGGAAGAUGGAGCUCAAGCAAUGCAACUCAACCGUCUCCCUCAAACUGAGGGUUUCUUUCAGCCUCUUGGAUUGACUUCUUCUCCUCAAUUUGGAUACAAUCAUGUGGGCACGGAUGAGGUGAAUGGAGGAGCAUCAGCUCAUAAUAUGAAUGGAUUUAUUCCAGGGUGGAUGCUGUAAAUUUGAUAAAUCAAGGCAGCUGCUCCAUCUUUGCUUCAACGAAAUAAAAUAAUAGUAUAUUGCAUUUUCUUUUCGUUUGUUGCAAAUUGUAUUUAGAAACUCUUAAGUAUUAUUGGGCAAGGACAAUAAUAUGUAUUCAUAAGUUGUUACCAUAACAUUUGAAUGGCCCUGCUUGAUUGGCCAUUAUGUAUUUCUGCUUGUAUUCCAUGUAAUUAAAUGGAAUUGUUGCAUUAUUAAUUGUA
This is a messenger RNA of Nicotiana tabacum (common tobacco), 983 nucleotides long. Its product is annotated as MADS-box protein EJ2-like. Lineage: Eukaryota; Viridiplantae; Streptophyta; Magnoliopsida; Solanales; Solanaceae. Gene Ontology annotation, biological process: positive regulation of transcription by RNA polymerase II. The record is from RefSeq and is a predicted model, not a curated record. Gene Ontology annotation, molecular function: protein dimerization activity; DNA-binding transcription factor activity; RNA polymerase II transcription regulatory region sequence-specific DNA binding. Gene Ontology annotation, cellular component: nucleus.